Nannospalax galili (Upper Galilee mountains blind mole rat) is the source of this 2368-nucleotide messenger RNA. RefSeq names its product hedgehog interacting protein (gene Hhip). The record is from RefSeq and is a predicted model, not a curated record. Bases 215 to 2308 code for a protein of 697 amino acids. Lineage: Eukaryota; Metazoa; Chordata; Mammalia; Rodentia; Spalacidae. The transcript is spliced from 13 exons.
GACGCGACGCCGGCCGGCGCAGCCGCCAAGUGUCAUCCGCGCUCCGCCGGCCGCCCGAGCUGCCCUGAGGCUCGGCCCAGCCCCUCCGCCCCGGCCACCCCCUCCGCCUGCGGAGCGUCCCGCCGCCCGGCAGCCCCUCCGGCAUCUGCGGCCCCCGGGGCAGCGGCCUCCCCCGACCCCCCGUUCGGCGUCCGGGCGCGCUCUCGGGCGGACGAUGCUGAAGAUGCUCUCCUUCAAGCUGCUGCUGCUGGCCGUGGCCCUGGGCUUCUUCGAGGGCGACGCGAAGUUCGGGGAAGGGAGCGGAGCGAGGAGGAGAAGGUGCCUGAACGGGAGCCCCCCGAAGCGCCUGAAGAGGAGGGACAGGCGGAUGAUGCCCCAGCCCGAGCUGCUGGGCGGAGGCGAGGUCCCGUGCGGCGGCUUCUACCCGCGGGUGUCCUGCUGCCUGCAGAGCGACAGCCCCGGACUGCGGCUCCUGGAGAACAAGAUCUUUUCUGCUACCAACAACACAGAAUGUGGGAAGUUGCUGGAGGAAAUCAGAUGUGCCCCUUGUUCCCCACGUUCCCAGGGCCUGUUCCAUGCACCUGAGAGAGAAGUCCUCCAUAGGGACCCAGUACUUCCACUGCUCUGUGAAGACUAUUGCAAAGAAUUCUUUUAUACUUGCCGAGGCCAUAUUCCAGGUUUUCUUCAAACAACUGCUGAUGAGUUUUGCUUUUACUAUGCCAGAAAAGAUGGUGGGUUGUGCUUUCCAGAUUUCCCAAGAAAACAAGUCAGAGGACCAGCAUCUAACUACUUGGACCAGAUGGAAGAAUAUGAGAGAGUGGAGGAGAUCAGCAGAAAACACAAACACAACUGCUUCUGUGUCCAAGAGGCUGUGAGCGGGCUUCGACAGCCUGUCGGAGCCGUGAACAGUGGGGAUGGCUCCCACAGGCUCUUCAUUCUGGAAAAGGAGGGCUACGUGAAGAUCCUCACCCCAGAAGGAGACAUUUUCAAGGAGCCUUAUUUGGACAUUCACAAACUUGUUCAGAGUGGAAUAAAGGGAGGAGAUGAAAGGGGACUGCUAAGCCUUGCAUUCCAUCCCAAUUACAAGAAAAAUGGAAAGCUGUAUGUGUCUUAUACCACCAACCAAGAGCGGUGGGCCAUCGGGCCUCAUGACCACAUUCUUAGGGUCGUGGAAUACACAGUAUCCAGAAAAAAUCCACAUCAAGUUGAUUUGAGAACAGCCAGGGUGUUUCUGGAAGUCGCAGAGCUCCACAGAAAGCAUCUUGGAGGACAGCUGUUCUUUGGUCCUGAUGGUUUUCUAUACAUCAUCCUUGGGGAUGGGAUGAUCACCCUGGACGAUAUGGAGGAGAUGGAUGGUUUAAGUGAUUUCACAGGCUCAGUACUGCGGCUGGACGUGGACACAGAUGUGUGCAAUGUGCCUUAUUCUAUACCACAGAGCAACCCCCACUUCAACAGCACCAACCAGCCCCCAGAAGUGUUUGCCCAUGGGCUCCAUGAUCCAGGCAGAUGUGUGGUGGAUCGACAUCCCACUGAUAUGAACAUCAAUUUAACAAUACUUUGUUCAGACUCCAAUGGGAAAAACAGAUCAUCAGCCAGAAUCCUACAAAUAAUAAAGGGGAAAGAUUAUGAAAGUGAGCCAUCGCUUUUAGAAUUCAAGCCGUUCAGCAACGGCCCUUUGGUUGGUGGGUUCAUUUACCGAGGCUGUCAGUCUGAAAGACUGUAUGGAAGCUACGUGUUUGGAGACCGUAACGGGAAUUUCUUAACGCUCCAGCAAAGUCCGGUGACGAAACAAUGGCAAGAAAAACCCCUCUGUCUGGGUACCAGUGGCUCCUGUCGGGGCUACUUUUCAGGUCACAUUUUGGGAUUUGGAGAAGAUGAGUUAGGUGAAGUUUACAUUUUAUCCAGCAGUAAGAGUAUGACUCAGACUCACAAUGGAAAACUCUACAAGAUCAUAGAUCCGAAAAGACCUUUAAUGCCUGAGGACUGCAAAACUACCAUUGCGCCUGCGCAGACCCUGAGCUCCGAGUGCUCCCGGCUCUGUCGGAAUGGCUACUACACCCCCACCGGCAAGUGUUGCUGCAACCCAGGCUGGGAGGGCGACUUCUGCAGAACCGCCAAAUGUGAGCCAGCCUGUCGUCAUGGAGGUGUCUGCAUCAGACCGAACAAGUGCCUCUGUAAAAAAGGAUAUUUUGGUCCUCAGUGUGAACAAGUGGACAGAAGCAUCCGCAGAGUGACCAGGGCAGGUAUUCUUGACCAAAUCAUUGACAUGACAUCAUAUUUGCUGGAUCUCACAAGUUACAUUGUAUAGUUUCUGGGACUGUUUGAAUAUUCCAUUCCAAUGGGCAUUUAUUUUAUCUUGUCAUUAAAA